Molecule: messenger RNA, 1758 nt
Organism: Nannochloropsis gaditana CCMP526
Product: nuclear distribution protein
Exons: 1
Coding region: 1-1758 (585 amino acids)
Cellular component (GO): cytoplasm; Cul4-RING E3 ubiquitin ligase complex
Molecular function (GO): protein binding
Source: RefSeq, a predicted model, not a curated record
AUGGUGGGGAAGCUCAAAGUCGACGGCCGUCUCACGGGCCACCGGGGGUGCGUGAAUACCGUUGCUUUCUCCGAGCACGGAGACUUCUGUGUGACCGGGUCGGACGACACUUAUCUGAUGCUAUGGAAUGUAGCAGCGCAUGAAUGUCGGAUGAAGCACCUCAGUGGACACCAAGGCAACAUAUUUUGCGCGCGUUUCCUUCCUCACACUAACAAUACUGAGGUCGUGUCUGUGGCUGCCGACGGCCAAGUUCGAUGGAACUCCCUUGCCCGACCCUCCUCUCUGCUCCAUUGUCCUUGGAUCGUCUUGACACUACCCUUGUCAGGCAUCAGCAAGCAACUGGCUCGGCACAACGGUCGAGCCCAUCGGUUGGCAGUGACGGAGACGACCUCCUUCUUGACCUGUGGGGAGGACGGCCGCGUCCUGGGCUUCGACACGCGCGACGCACAUAAGCGUCACUUGCUGACCGUGACCACCCCUGAGGACGACGUGAUCCCACUCUACGCGUUGAGCUGCAGCCCGGUGGACGGUCAUUCCUUCGUGGUGGGAGGCACGUCGGUGUACAUGCAUCACUACGACGCUCGGCAUGUGCGUGAGCCGGUGGGCCGGUACGCACCCUUCCAUUUGCGGGACGACAAGGAUGGAGCAAGCAAGGCGAGGAAGCUCGUCAGCGACCACAUCACGGGCACGGCCUUCAAUUGGAACGGGAGAGAGGUCCUGGCGACGUACAACGACGAAUGCGUCUACUUGUUUCGGGUAGACCGCGAUGCUGCCCGAGGCGGGGCGGAGGGGGGGGGAGAACAGGUGCCCUGGGAAAGCAGCCAAGAUGGGUUGGUCUCUGAUCAUGGGGAGGAGAGGGCCGAGCACCGGCGUCCCAGCCAUAUGGGACCACGCGAGGCGGAGGAAGACGGGCAGGAGGAUGCCUCCCCGCGCGCGGGAGACUCUCCUGCCCUGCAUCCAUGUUCAGCGGCGUAUUCGAACCCACAAAAACGGAUGCGGCAACAGACAUCGACGCGGCAAACGAUGAGAGGAGAUGUACUGGAGGAGAAGCUGCGAGGAUAUACCCAGGUCUUCCGAGGGCACCGCAAUGACCACACAGUGAAGCAGGUGAACUUCUUUGGCGCCCGAAGCGAGUACGUUGUCUCCGGGUGCGACACGGGGCACAUAUUCAUGUGGGAAACUCAGAGCGGGGAGCUGGCGCAGUUGCUGUACGGGGACCGACGGGGGGCGGUAAACUGCCUCGAGACUCACCCCAACCUCCCCGUACUCGCGACAAGCGGUUUAGAGCACGACGUGAAAAUAUGGCGACCUACCAGAGGGUUGAGUGUGCGAAAAGGAGCGUUGAAGGCUCAUGGAGGGGAAAUGGCAGAGAAACUAGCCGAGCGGAAUGAAAAGGAGCGCAAGAAAGCUGCGCGCAUCUCGAAUUUUACAAGGUUCAUGAUGGGGAGGGCGCUGUCGAGUGUAUCGGGUGAGCGCGCGGGGAGCGGGUCGGAAGAAGAAGAUUCAGAGGAUGGAUUGGAAGGGGAAGAAGAAAGUGGUGACGGGCAAUCUUCUCGACAGGCUUGGAUGAUGGAUUACGCAAGGUUUUUGGUCGGCGGGGACGAGAGCAGCGAGGACGGAGAUGAGAGCGGGCUAGAAGGGGUGCUUGAGGACAGUACCGAUGUGUCGUCCUCGGAAAGUUCCCAUGAAAACGAUCAAAGCGAGAGUGGCAUGAGGAGCGGUGUCGAUGCUGAGGAUGGAGAUACGGAUGAUGGCUGA